AUGGACGGAAGCACGGCACCGGUGGAUAAGGCCUCAAAGGAGACACCGACUCAACCUUCAACGGGAGAUUCAUCAGAAGUUAAAAGAGGUGUCGCGCGACGUAAAGUACAGUCAAUAUCUAGGGCAUGGACUCAUUUUACCAAGAUUCUUGACGCAAAGGGAGAUGUGAUAGGAGCUCAGUGCAAGCACUUCGAAAAGCAAUAUGCUUGCCAUACAAAACGAAAUGGUACCUCCUCUCUUCUUGCUCAUAUGAGUAGUUGCAUGAAAAACUCUGAAAAUGUUGAUGCGAGCCAAUCUUUAAUAAACGUGCAACCAGGAAAAGAGGGUGUUGUUGGGUCGAGUUCGAUAUCUGCUUGGAAAUAUAAUUAUGGUGAGAUUCGAGAAUCUAUUGCAUAUAUGAUAUGUUCUGAUGAGUUGCCCUUUAAAUUUGUGGAAAGCCGAGGAUUUAAAAUUUUUAUGAGCAAAGCAUGUCCUAGGUUUAAAAUUCCUUCUCGAACCACUGUUACAGAGAUUGUUUUGAUAUGUUUGUUAAAGAAAGGUCAAAGUUGA
This is a messenger RNA of Striga asiatica, 549 nucleotides long. NCBI's taxonomy places the organism in Eukaryota, Viridiplantae, Streptophyta, Magnoliopsida, Lamiales, Orobanchaceae. The record is from the annotation of a GenBank genome assembly.